This is a messenger RNA of Lotus japonicus, 1116 nucleotides long. RefSeq names its product 3-oxoacyl-[acyl-carrier-protein] reductase 4-like. Bases 1 to 966 code for a protein of 321 amino acids. The record is from RefSeq and is a predicted model, not a curated record. The transcript has a single exon. Lineage: Eukaryota; Viridiplantae; Streptophyta; Magnoliopsida; Fabales; Fabaceae.
AUGUUGUCUUCUCGUAGCCUUUUCGCAACCCUCACGGCUUCUUUCACCUCAUCCAACUGCAUCGCUCUCCGAACCCUUAACACCGGCGCAGCCGCCGGUAACGGUAAAUAUAAGAUCGCUCAGAUCCGCCAAUGGUCUCCUCCGAUUCUCACCCAUCUCUGCCUCCUCUCUGGUCUUCACUGCAGAUCCAACCAUUCGUUUAGCUUCUCCGGCAUAGCACCCCCGAAAGUGGACGCGCCGGUUGUAGUUGUAACCGGAGCCUCCAGGGGUAUUGGCCGAGCAAUUGCCCUCACGUUGGGGAAAGCAGGUUGCAAGGUCCUUGUCCACCAUGCAAGGUGGACAUCCAAGGAUACUGCAGAGGAGGUUUCCAAAGAGAUUGAGUUUCUUGGUGGGCAAGCUAUAACGUUCGCCGGAGAUGUUUCGGAUGAAACUGACGUGGAAUCUAUGGUUAAAACUGCAGUUAGUACUUGGGGAACUGUUGAUGUAUUGAUAAACAAUGAAGCAAUAGCAACAAAAGGUUCAACAUUGAUGAAUACGACAAAAGCCCAAUUGCAGAAUGUUCUGAAAGUAAAUGUCACUGGUGCUUUUCUUUGCACACAGGCUGCUGUGAAGAUUAUGGUGAAGAAUAGGAAGGGAAGGAUAAUCAAUAUUGCAUCAAGUGUUAAUGGAUUUGUUGGCGAUAUUGCAAAAGGAGGAGUAAUUGGCCUAACAAAAUCUGUGGCAAAGGAAUUUGGUAGCAGAAACAUCACUGUUAAUGUAGUUGCUCCAGGGUUUAUUGUAUCUGAUGACAUGACUGCCAAGGUAGGAAAUGAUGAAGUUGAGAAAAAGAUUUUGGAGAUAAUCCCGUUAGGAAGAUAUGGCCAACCUGAAGAAGUUGCUGGACUGGUGGAAUUCUUGGCUCUUAAUCAAGCUGCCAGUUACAUCACUGGACAGGUUUUCGCCAUUGAUGGGGGUCUGGAGAUGUAAGUCAGCAUCAAUGUCCAAGCUGAGACUGGGAGGCAUAAGCCAAGGAAACAAGACAUCAAGAGAACUCGAUGCAAAAGAUUUUGAGUAUAAAUGUGACAUCGAAAUCUCUUGGUGUGUUGUUUUCUUGAGCCACGUGCUCCUGUAUGACAG